This is a messenger RNA of Amoebophrya sp. A25, 234 nucleotides long. The record is from the annotation of a GenBank genome assembly. Lineage: Eukaryota; Dinophyceae; Syndiniales; Amoebophryaceae.
GUUGGCUCAGCCGCAAAAAUCCGUUUCAUCCCCCACAGCCUUCUAGUAGGAGAGAAGAACAAGAAUGCGACUCAGGAUUCGGUAUGUCUUCGCCCACCUCUAGCACGAAGCACCUACACGAUGUUGAUGGAGACGAGCAGAGAGGGACUGGAACGUUGUCGAAAACUAAAGAUAACAAGAAGAAAAACAAGAAAGGGGGAACUAGUGCAUCAAACACUUCACUCCUCGGUGGGG